This is a messenger RNA of Marmota flaviventris (yellow-bellied marmot), 1009 nucleotides long. Lineage: Eukaryota; Metazoa; Chordata; Mammalia; Rodentia; Sciuridae. The record is from RefSeq and is a predicted model, not a curated record.
GUUGCAGUCCAGGAACUACCAGUAUGUCCUGUCGUUGGUUUUUGCCAUUGAAGAGAUCAACAGGAACCCAUAUCUCUUACCCAACAUAUCUCUGGGAUAUGAGUUCCAUAGUGUUCUGCACACUGGUAGGUGGACAUUGGAGAGCUCUUUAACUUGGCUUACCGGAAGGGUCAAGUACAUCCCUAAUUACACCUGUAGCAAGGAGAGCAAGUCCGUAGCAGUAAUUACAGGACAAACAUGGACAUCUUCAGCCCAAAUUGGAACACUGCUGCACCUCUACAGAUUUCCACAGCUCACCUUUGGGCCUUUUGAACCCAUCUUGAGUGACAAUGGCCAGUUUCCUUUUCUCUGUCAGAUGGCCCCCAAGGACACAACUCUGGCCCUUGGCAUGGUGUUCUUGAUGGUUCAUUUCAGCUGGAACUGGGUGAGGCUGAUCAUCUCAGAAGAUGAGAAAGGCAUUCGAUUUCUCUCAGAUGUGAGAGGAGAGAUGGACAGGAACGGAGUCUGCCUGGCCUUUGUGAAUAUGAUCCCAGUCACCAUGCUGUUGUAUUUCACAAGAGCUCACAAACAUUACAACCAGAUCAUGAAAUCCUUGGCACGUGUGGUUAUCAUUUUUGGUGACACAGAGUCUCUUCUGGCUGUGAGUUUUAAUAGAUGGGACAAUGUAGUCACACAGAGAGUUUGGGUCACCACCUCACAAUGGGAUGUUACCAAUAGUAAGAAACCUUUCAUCCUGGACCCAUUCCAUGGCGCACUCAUUUUUUCUCACCACCAUGGGGAGAUUUCUGGUUUGAAACAUUUUAUCCAGACAGCGAACCAUGUCAAAUACCCAGAGGACACAUUCCUUGCUUCGUUGUGGUGGAUGCAUUUUAACUGCUCAGUCUCAGAGUCUGAGUGUAAAACAUUGGAGAGCUGUUCUUCCAAAGGCUCCUUGGCAUGGUUACCACGGCACCAUUUUGACAUGGCCAUGAGUGACGGGAGUUACAACAUAUACAAUGCUGUCUAUGCC